Messenger RNA from Rubroshorea leprosula, 920 nucleotides. The record is from the annotation of a GenBank genome assembly. NCBI's taxonomy places the organism in Eukaryota, Viridiplantae, Streptophyta, Magnoliopsida, Malvales, Dipterocarpaceae.
GAGAAAGAACAAAAUGGCCUUGUUACCUCUAUAUGAUGGUUAGUGAAAUUCUUAGCAAUCUGUGUCUUGCUUGUUUGUGGAUUAUUCCUGUGAUUGUGAUGCUUGUUUGUGGGUUCUCUACCCCUAAAAACUGGAACAAAUUUCCACAGAAAAAUAUUUGGUAAUGGAUUCAAGUAGUUUUAAUUUUCACAAUGGAUGUUGGAGGUUAGACGUGAGUUUCAACUCAUCACCAAACCAGUUUCAUUGAAUCUCUUCAAAGAUGAUGAUCAGGGUGAGCAUCUUGUGAUAGCAAAUGUUGGUUCUCGAGUUGUUCUGGCAACAACCUCUGAUGAUGGCAGCUUAGCACCACUUCAACUUACAGUUGAUUUCAAGCCUAAUAUACCUGAAGAAGCUGAAAGAAUAACACAAUCCAAAGGGAGAGUGUUCUGUUUAAGGGAUGAACUAGGAGUCUACAGGGUCUGGAUGCCAAAUGCACAGACAACAAGAUUAGCAAUAUCAAGAGCCUUUGGAGAUUACUGCGUAAAAGACUUUGGACUCAUUUCUGUGCCUGAUGAUGUGAUUUCCAAUCAAGAAGCAGUGAAGCGUGUUUCUUCAACAAAGGAUAGGGAAAAAUCAUCUAAGAGAUUGUUGGAAUUUGCUGCUCAUCCCUGGAAAUAUAAGAGACAAAGAAUUGCAAUGGAUGACAUGUCAGCUAUCUGCCUCUUCUUCCACCCAGAGGCAUUUAAGCACCCCAACCCACCAUCAAGGUCUCUAAAGGAGGCCACCAUGAGUAAAGCACGAUAACAGGGCUGGUUUUCCAUAUACGUACAUACGACUUUCGCUUCAAAUGGUGCUAUUGUAAUUGUUGUGUACACAUAUAUAAACCGAUCGUUUGUGGAUUUAUACAAAAGGAAAAAGUGCAAUAAAAUCUCAUUUUGUUU